AUGCCGUACGCCGUCCUCGGUCUCGGCCUCCUGGCCCUCCUCCCUCACGUCGCAAGUCACACGACCAUCCUCGACGACUUCACAUCCACCACAGACUUCAACCUUAACUCAAACUGGGCCUUCUUCCAAGCGGGCGACCUGAUCGGCAACGAUGGGAUCGUCUCGCUCGGUAAAGAUGGUCUUUCCGUCAUCUCCCCCGGCACUGUCGACGGACACCCUGCCUUCACGCUGGAAGCGGAUAGCGACCUCGACCACGUCAAGUGGCUCGUGACGGCAAACCACACCGCCUCGUCGGGCUAUCCUGGUUUCGACACUGGCGUCCGCACCUCGUGCUCAGCUCGCCUACGCGGCGAGGUCUACGGCGUGGAGGACAACGAUCCUCGCCCCGCCUUCGUGGCCAGCGUCAAUGGCGACUUUGAGCGCUCGUUCAUGUUCGACUUUGCCGUGACCAAUGACGCAGUGUACGCGCUGUACGAGCGACUCCCAUUCGCUCGCACUCCCGAUAACCACUACGCGUCCUUCACCUACCUCGUCCGCGCCGCCGACCGCAGUCCCAAAGACUGGCACGACAUGCGCGUCACGUACGACCGCCCUGCGCGCGCCGUGACGUGGUACCUUGAAGGCGAGGAGGUGCUCAAGGUCGACAAGAUUGGCCACUAUCUCGGCCCCGAGCACGAGGGCAACCUCUACAUCGACCGCGGGGGGUUGGAGGAGGAAGUCCCCGAGCUCCGCCAGUUGACGUGCGGCUUUGGCUCAUUCUCGCUCAUGGACAGCACGAUCGAUGACAAGCCUGGCCUGGUGCGUUUGGUCGAGACUGAGGGAUACUAUGUCCGCCCUGCCGAGUUCCUGGUCGGCGAUCGCCUGAUCGGCCAAGGCACGAAGCUGGAAGUUGCGUCAGUCAGCGUUUCGAUUGAGGAAAAGAAUGAGGAAGUGAAACAUGAGCACGACGAGCUCUAA
Molecule: messenger RNA, 957 nt
Organism: Trichosporon asahii var. asahii CBS 2479
Lineage: Eukaryota; Fungi; Basidiomycota; Tremellomycetes; Trichosporonales; Trichosporonaceae
Exons: 1
Coding region: 1-957 (318 amino acids)
Source: RefSeq, a predicted model, not a curated record